AUGAACUCGAACAUGGAUCUCACAUACUUCGGUUACGACGACAACGCUCCCGCUAACUUCGGAGCUAUGGAAGACGUCCCGCAACCAGAUCCCCUUUCAGCAACAUCCACGAAUAGCUCCACUUCUUCAGUCAGCGAACCGAAUGCCGCUCCGCAACCAUUCCAACCAGCGUGGCCUAUUGUGCCUGAGCACCAAACGAUGUUCAACUGUGGGCCGAUCGCUUAUCAGCAUCCGCCGUGGGUACCCGAUCAGCAAUUCGAGCCGCCAGCCAACCCCUUCGGAUUUCAGAACGGCGAUGGUCUCGGUAUUCACAUGCCACCCACUUCGAACCCCGUCGAUUUACCGAUUCAAAUGCCCUACCAGAAUGGCUUUAUGGACCAUCAUUCUCCUCGAGAGGCACACGAUGAAUUUGGUGAUCCGAGCUUCAAUCGUGGCUGGCCACGGCAUCAUGACAUGCCUGCCGACGAUUUGUUCUUCGAUGAGGGUGAAGAUGGUGGAGAGUCUGCUGACCCAUGCUAUGCGCAGCUAUUGUACAAGUGUCUGAAGGAGGCUCCGAACUAUACACUGUCGCUCCGCGAGCUGUAUGAAUGGGUUGCGCAUCACAGCCACAAGGCGAAGGAUCCUAAGAAUCGCGGCUGGCAGAACAGCGUCAGACACAACCUCUCGAUGAAUGCUCCUGCGCCGGGCUCUGGGCAAAAGAAGGGCAGCCUUUGGCGAUUGACUGACGAAGCUCUGCGUGAGGGUGUCAUAUCGACUACCCGCUACCGCAAAGACCCAAAGCGUCGACCAGAACGCCGCGCUGUUCCCGCGCUGAAUCGUCAAGUGUCGGGCGCCAAGGGCGGUCGAGCAACCAGAGAUGCCAGCCGCUUGCGACAACAAGCAGCGCAGCAGCAGCGCUUCCAUGGUCCUUUACAUCAUCAUCGCUCCCGUCGCUCCGAUCGUCACAGACAUGGACCGGCAUAUAGUCCAUACGGCGUCCGCUCCGCACCGCACUCACCUGUCGGCCAACCACACUUCAUUCCACCCAUGUCAACACCUCAACCACCAUCCCACCCACCUAGCCCAUACUUCAACAUCGUGGAAGACAACCAGAUCCCCUUCGGCGACGAACUCACACCCACAGGCUUCGCAUUACCAGGCCAGCAACCCCCUCCCCUCCCACAGAACUCGAUCUAUCCUUUCGACGACUCCAAUACGAAACCCUCUUCCGUCACAAGUUUCGAAAUGUUACCUUUGGAUCUUACUCAAACACAACUUUUCGGCGAUCACGAUCCCGAAUUAGGUUUUGAUCCUAACACACCUACACCAAGCCUCAUGACUGAGGAAAGCUUCAUGGCUGAGGAGAAUGUUCCGCAGCUCAUGUCUUGUGGUACGAGUAGAGAGACUACGACAUUUUGA
Pseudocercospora fijiensis CIRAD86 is the source of this 1398-nucleotide messenger RNA. RefSeq lists its product as uncharacterized. Gene Ontology annotation, biological process: regulation of DNA-templated transcription. The record is from RefSeq and is a predicted model, not a curated record. The transcript is spliced from 2 exons. Gene Ontology annotation, molecular function: sequence-specific DNA binding; DNA-binding transcription factor activity. The coding region runs from base 1 to 1398 and encodes 465 amino acids. NCBI's taxonomy places the organism in Eukaryota, Fungi, Ascomycota, Dothideomycetes, Mycosphaerellales, Mycosphaerellaceae.